CACUGACUGUGGGUAAUGCACUUGAGAUUGAGAGGACUUGGAGAGCUGCGGGAGCCUUUCCUCGGACCGGCUACUCAGUACAACCAGUGUGUUGCACCAACAGCCACGUGAAGAGCAGAUCCUAACCUCGCCUCCCCUCUCUGACGUCUCCUGGGGGGGUCACACCAGUAGGGGGGUCUUCAAACCAGGACCACUUUAUAAGCCUCGUACCAGAAGAUGCGAGUUCAUCACUUGUGUGGAUGAACCGGAGGAAGGACACUGACUGACUGAUAUCUGUUUUUCUGGAUGUGAUUUGGGGUGGUUACGCACAGGUUCCUCAGCCGGAAAGUCCAUCAGCAUUGACUGGUUUUUGCUUUUUAUUUUAAAAACUAUAUCUCUCGUUAUUUUUUCCUACCGUCUCGUGUGAUUAUUUGUUUUCCGGAACGACAUCGACAUUUAUCACUAAAUGUGGGUUCUCGGAUCGUCCGGUGCAGUGAUGAUGGAUGAGCGCUCGUCUCCCUCGGCGCGUUUUGCCCAGAGCCCGGGACAUCCCGCCAGGGUCCACAGUAUAGAUGCCAUAUUGGGAUUUAAGGAGGACCACAUGUUCAACAAAUCAGCGAUUUACAGCGUGAGAGAGAAGUCCUGCAUGAAUGACACGGCGCGUAACGGGAACGUGAUCGUAGCCCCGAUGACCAAGAAAGAGCAUCAUUCUGAAACUUUUGACAGUAUGUGCUGCACCACCACCUCGGACAGUCCGACCCACAGCCCAGCAGACUCGCCGGGCGGGGACGGCAGACCGGACUCAGAGGACUCGGAGGAGGACCAUCCCAAGAAGAAGCACCGCAGGAACCGGACCACCUUCACCACCUUCCAGCUGCACGAGCUGGAGCGCGCCUUCGACAAGUCCCACUACCCCGACGUGUACAGCCGCGAGGAGCUGGCGCUCAAGGUCAACCUGCCGGAGGUCCGAGUGCAGGUGUGGUUCCAGAACCGACGCGCCAAGUGGCGGCGCCAGGAGAAGCUGGAAGUGAGCGCCAUCCGGCUGCAGGACACCCCCUCGUCCCUGUUCUCCUUCGGCUGCCCCUCCACCAACCCGCUGCACGGCCCAGGGGGUCUGCACCUGGACCCCUGGCUCACCACCCCUAUCACCAGCACCACGGCCGCCUCGUCCCUGCCCGGCCUCCCCGGGUUCAUAGGCGGCUCCCAGGGGCUCUCGGGUGGGGGUUACGCAUCGCCACCGCCUCCCCACUCCAUGGCCUCCUCCAUGCCGGCUACUUUCCUCCACUCGGCGCCCGGGUCAGGGUCCAACCAUCACCAGCUCCCUCAUAUAGGCUCUAUAUGUCCGCCGGCAGCGGCCUACCCCUGCUCGGGCUUCAUGGACAAAAUGGUCCUGGAGGAAUCGGACCCGCGGAACUCCAGCAUCGCGUCCCUCAGGAUGAAGGCCAAGGAACACAUCCAGUCCUUCGGGAAGACGUGGUAACGAGAUGGGGGGACUUCUUUUUUAACUUGUAUUUUACAGACUUCAUCCAGCUCUUAUGAGGAGAUUUAGGUCUGGGUGUGUUUUUUUCCCCCCUUGUGAUUCAGAAUAAUUUUAUUUUGUACUAUGGAUUUUCUUCUCUUUCAGUUUUUGAUGAACUCUUUUUAUGAUAUGGUGGGAAUUUUAACCAGCUCUGAUGGGCUUCAACUGUUGUAUUUUUGUCAGUAAACUGCUCUCCGUCCCAUGCUGAACCCUGCUGUCCUGAUAUCACCAUGAAUAUCACCAUUUAUUUAUUUUACUUUUGCAAUGUAGCCUGAACAGGGAAAACAGCAUAUAAUCAUUCACGUUAUCAAAUUAGAUCAAAUCAUUUUUGUUUUCGUUAUUUGUGGUCAAAUGUGACGAAUUGUAUUUUAUAAAUAUGAAAAUGACGUCAUGAUAUUUGUUCAACUUCAAUAUUGUGCGCUGCCAUACUUCAAUGGUUUGGGAAUUUAUCGUUUAUUGGACUUACCUCACAGUGGUACUGAAUUACUUUCUAUACACCUGAUAACCAGCAUCAUUGCAUGUGUUUAAUUGGAAUAAUAAUGAUUAGCUUCAUUAAAAAGCUUUAACGGUA
This is a messenger RNA of Gadus macrocephalus (Pacific cod), 2069 nucleotides long. It is a transcript of the gene rax, whose product is annotated as retinal homeobox gene 3. Gene Ontology annotation, biological process: positive regulation of transcription by RNA polymerase II. The record is from RefSeq and is a predicted model, not a curated record. The transcript is spliced from 3 exons. Gene Ontology annotation, molecular function: DNA-binding transcription factor activity, RNA polymerase II-specific; RNA polymerase II cis-regulatory region sequence-specific DNA binding. Bases 446 to 1459 code for a protein of 337 amino acids. Lineage: Eukaryota; Metazoa; Chordata; Actinopteri; Gadiformes; Gadidae.